Oreochromis aureus is the source of this 1420-nucleotide messenger RNA. It is a transcript of the gene cmtm8b, whose product is annotated as CKLF-like MARVEL transmembrane domain containing 8b. Gene Ontology annotation, biological process: myelination. The transcript has 4 exons. Bases 415 to 927 code for a protein of 170 amino acids. The record is from RefSeq and is a predicted model, not a curated record. Gene Ontology annotation, molecular function: structural constituent of myelin sheath. NCBI's taxonomy places the organism in Eukaryota, Metazoa, Chordata, Actinopteri, Cichliformes, Cichlidae. Gene Ontology annotation, cellular component: membrane.
UAAAAGCGCUAUACAAAUACAGGCUAUUUACCAUAUAGUAUCAUCAGGACAAAGCAGUCGUUAUCAAUAUGUCCUGAAGCACAUUUCACACAGUUUUACUCACCUUAAACUAUGAGUUAUCUGUUUCCUUCCAAUCAACACCACUUCCUUUUUUUUACUGGACACGACAAUAUAACGACAAUUAAAACCAUAAAAAGAAUCUUACUCAGUACCAGUGUAAACUUUUAAAAAACCCUAACACAGAGAAAAAAAGUCUUUCUUGAGUCAAUCAGCUGAGAAGAGACAAUGGCAUGCUUGUUUAUAGUAUUGUUUCAUAGAUGGGUGUCCUUGCUGGAUUCCGGGAAAGGAACAAAACUUCCUCUGCUGCAGUCGCAGUCUCAGUGAAAGCAGACAGGCUCGCUGUGUGAGUGCAUCAUGGAGAGACCUGUUGCCGUGUCGGUGCGCAGGAGUCCCUCACUACCAGAUUACAACACCUCAACCUCCACCUUGGCCUUUGACCAGCAUUUCACUACAACUCUCAAAGGAAUUCUCCUCCAGGCUGAGAUAAUAUGUGGCAUGUUAGUGUGGAUUCUGGUUGGGGGUACAGAUUAUUUCCAUCUGCCUGCUCUCUGCUGGGUGAUGUUUCUUUCCAUCUUGUUCUGGAUUCUAACAGUUAGCCUGUUUAUAAUUUACCUCACUGGAGUCCACAACAGGAUACCACAUGUCCCCUGGACCACACUGUCACUGUGCAUUAACUGCAUUGCUACUGCACUAUAUCUCGUGACGGCAGUAGUAGAUGCUCUCUCCGUCAACCAGGACGUCAGGGGGCGACACAACUAUAACUGCUGGGCGGCAUCAGCGUUCUUUGCAUUUCUGACCACACUUUGUUAUGCAGGAAGCAGUUAUCUAAGCUACCGUACAUGGAAAACCACAGAAGAAGAGCAGUAGCGUCAUUGCCUCUUUUCUUACAGCAACAUCCUUCUUUUCUCUGUCAACACGAGCUUUUGUGAAUUCUGUGACCAAAUUCUAACGAAGUAAAGUUCAGUAGAAAAAUGAAAAACUUGCUGUGACGGAGCAGCCACUUGUUUUCAACAUGUUUAACCUUGUUUGUGUGAUGCAGCCGUGCAACCAGUGGUCUACAUACAAGCAGUUUGAGAAGAUAAAGCAGUGAAGGACGUAACACAAAAAUGAACUGAACCAUGUGUACCCAUGUGUACAAAGUGCGUUUGUUCUAAUACCGAAAAUGCUUUUUAUUUUGUGUAUUGAUUUUUUUCUUGAUUGCCACCAAUUCCCAAAAACAUCAAGUCAAAAACCUGCUGCUCACAAAACACUGAACAUUAUACAACUCUAUCCUUCAACCAUUAAGCAUAAAUAAAAAUGGUAAAAUCAUUUGUAUAAGCUUUGUGUGAUUUUGAUUAAAAGUGCAAAAUGUCACAGCUUC